Cuscuta campestris is the source of this 1273-nucleotide messenger RNA. NCBI's taxonomy places the organism in Eukaryota, Viridiplantae, Streptophyta, Magnoliopsida, Solanales, Convolvulaceae. The record is from the annotation of a GenBank genome assembly.
ACAGAAGACCGAGGGGAACUUCCAAUCUCCGGCGCACGACUCAGGGAAGCUUCCGAUCUUGCUGAAAUAGCAUGUGUUCAAUUCAUGGCACAUUAAAAGUAAUAUUCAAGCUUGGUGGAAAGUUAGGUAAAGAUGGAGAUUCAUCAAGGUAUAUUGGUGGUUUUGUGAAAGUAGCACACAUCCUCUAUGAACAGUGGGGCAUGAUGAUGAUAAAGUCAUAUGUAGAAGAAUAUGGGUAUAAGAACUGGGAAGACAUUUACAUAUAUGUUCAAAGUGGCACUACUUUAAAAGAGCUACUGACAGAUAGUGAUGCGUGGGAGUUGUUUCAUGUUGACGAAUUAUCAAGUGAAUUGGAACUUUGGGUGGUGAUACAUGGUGAUUCUGGAUUUAAUAGAGGCAAUGAUACUGGUGAUAUUGGUGAUGAUGAAUACACAGAAGACGAUACUGGAAGCGACGGAGAGGAUGAUGUUGACCUUGAAGAGUUGGAUUACGAUGAGGAUGAUUUGUUGUUUGAUGCGAAUGUGGAUAUGACAGUGGAGUUUCAUGGGAUAGAAGAUAGCAUGCCUCAUGUCUCACAUGCCCUGGAGGUGAGCACUCAGGUGGAACAACAAGUACUUGGCAGUGACGAUGAAAGUUUGUCUGAAGGAGAGUUGAUGGAAAAGCUUAAUCUGCCGUUAGUGAAAAAAAGGUGUACGAAGUGCAAGGUGGUUGGACACAACAAGAAAACAUGUCCAGAAGAUCCGCAAGCCAAGGCUAGACAGACUCAAGCAAAAGAAAAGAAAAAGAAACAACUUCGCAGAAGAAAAGGGGCACUUCAAAGUGUAGUUUGUGUGGAAGAAGCUUCAUUAAAUGUUAACCAAAGUGUUCCAACUUUAGCUCUUGUCCAAAAUGCCUGUGACACAGAUUUUGAAUUCUGGGAAGAUGCAACUAAAAUGGCAGACAUGUACUCUCAAAGAGAUGCGACAUUGCAGGAAGAAAAGAGCACGACAUGCCAUCCACGUAGUGCAUGAAGCGAGUGGGGAGAUGCUGAAGAUAAAUGCAUUUUUUGGUUGUUUGCUUCUUUGCAAUCUGAAUGUCAAUAGGCACAGGUGCCAAGAUAUACUUUUUUGGGUUUUGCUUUUUUUUACAACUGCAAUGCUAUUAGGCACAAGAGAUGCCAGCAUAUGUUUUUGGUUUUUAGUUAUUUACAACUUCAAUGUUAUUAGGCACAAGAAGAUGCCAACUUAUUUUUGUAAGAAAGUUAUUAAUUAGGCAGUAAAGAAGACUAGAUUUG